GGUCAUUUCUUGGGGCUGUGACCUGCUUCCCUCCACUCGUUAACCACCUGUGACGGCAAAUAGGAAAUCUCAAACAUUUAUCAAGCAGAUUUUCACUGGAAAAGCAGCUAUUUCUAUCACUUUUAAGAAGGCGAGGAUGGAGGAAUUUUCUAGUGAAGAGGGCUCUUUCAACUCUGAAGAGGCCAGUAACUCCGUGAAAGAGUGUAUUCAGAGUAUCAUUGGAGAAGAGAGCUACAGACAGGACACUGUGAACCAGUGGACAGCCCAGAUUGUGGAACAAGCCCUCACCCUGCUGGUCAAACAGACUAAGUCAUACAAGUACAUUGUUAGCUGUGCUGUCAUGCAGAAGAGUGGUGCUGGUCUCCACACAGCUAACUCCUGCUACUGGGACACUGUUACUGAUGGGAGCUGCACAGUGAAAUGGGAGAACCGCACCAUGUACUGUGUGGUCAGUGUGUUUGCUGUGGCCUUAACCCCCUAGACCAGGACCAACCCUGAUACUGCUUAUAGAAGGUGCAAUGCUUCACCCAUCCUGAAGGGGAGCUAUUCAGUAAUCAGUAGCUCACUGUACGUUCUAUGCUGAAUGGGACAAGCAGCGAUACGGCUAUAGAUGUGAUAAAGGGGUCAAUGGAACUCGACCAAAACAAUGGAAAUGCGUGUAGGAAAGAUCCCGACUCUCCUAAUUGCCCUCCAGAAAAAUGUGGUUAUUUGUAUAUUUAUAAUAUAAUAAUAAUAUAUGCCAUUUAGCAGACGCUUUUAUCCAAAGCGACUUACAGUCAUGUGUGCAUACAUUCUACGUAUGGGUGGUCUCGGGGAUCGAACCCACUACCCUGGCGUUACAAGCGCCAUGCUCUACCAACUGAGCUACAGAAGGACCACCAUUUGACAAGACAUGAUCAGGUCAUCAAGAGUCACAUUUUUAAUGUCACAUGCACAAGUACAGUGAAAUGCCUUUAUUGCAAACUCAAAACCCAACAAUGCAAUAAUCAAAAACAAUGUAAUACUAGAAGAAGAAAAACGGACUGACGACCACCACUGAUUUCUGAAUGCUAGCUAUGCUACCAGCUUAUAGGAAUGGGAGUUAGCAUUUAGCGGUCACUUCUUCUCAACCUGAAAAGGGACAACUUCUAAAUGUUAUGCAGUGAAAACAGCCAAAUCUAUCCAAAUCGAACUUUAGUAACCACAUUGUGGGCCCGUUACAAUACAUCGAUCAUGAUGGAUUUGACAAAGAUCUACUUUGUUAGAUCAGAUUUGUUGAAUGUGAGCCAAUCCUGCGUCCUUCAAUCCCCACGGUCUGCGUUCCAUUGAGCCAAUCCUGUGUCCUUCAAUCCCCACGGUCUGCGUUCCAUUGAGCCAAUCCUGUGUCCUUCAAUCCCCACGGUCUGCGUUCCAUUGAGCCAAUCCUGCGUCCUUCAAUCCCCACGGUCUGCGUUCCAUUGAGCCAAUCCUGUGUCCUUCAAUCCCCACGGUCUGCGUUCCAUUGAGCCAAUCCUGCGUCCUUCAAUCCCCACGGUCUGCGUUCCAUUGACCUAUUUAAUGCAUCUAUUGAAAUGCUCUGGAUGGGCUGAAAUGCUGUCUACCCUGAAGACACUUUAUCCAUUGACUUUAAAUGCAUCAGUUGAAAUCCUCCUAUUAUGACAGCUUGUCUUCAAAGCUGCUACCUUACGAUACCAAUGUUCCAACUAUAAUGUUGGCUUUACUUAUAAUGAAUAAAUCAUCAUUUUGGUGGAUGCUUAUUUGUCCUGUUGUCCCACUUCCUUGAUAUAGGGUGAGGAAAAGCAGUGUCUUUAUUAUGUACAUUAUUUUACAUCACAGAUCAGAUGAACUUGCUUUAGGAAAUGCUAUGUAAACCGAUCACAGGAUAUUGUAUACAGACACGAUUUCAAGUUGCAAUCAUUGUUUAUACAAAUGAAGAAUAAAACAAGUUCCAUAGAAACAGUAAUAUGCCUGUAAUUUUGUGGGGUGGAAGGUGCCAUCAAUAGACUGUAGGACCCAUAGCUGAAUGUCAUUAAACGUUCAAAUGAAACCUU
Messenger RNA from Oncorhynchus gorbuscha (pink salmon), 2030 nucleotides. Its product is annotated as dynein light chain Tctex-type 3-like. Gene Ontology annotation, cellular component: cytoplasm; cytoplasmic dynein complex; kinetochore. Gene Ontology annotation, molecular function: dynein intermediate chain binding. The transcript is spliced from 5 exons. The record is from RefSeq and is a predicted model, not a curated record. Lineage: Eukaryota; Metazoa; Chordata; Actinopteri; Salmoniformes; Salmonidae. Bases 137 to 481 code for a protein of 114 amino acids. Gene Ontology annotation, biological process: microtubule-based movement.